AAGGAAAUAAACGAAAAAGUGGAAGCUGCAAGUGGAGAAAUGAAGAAGGAAAUCGGGGAAGUUAAGAAAGAAGUCAAAGAUAUGAAGAACAAUUUUUCAAAAGUGAACAAAGACGUGGACGAAGUCAAAGUCAUGAUGAUUCAAAUGCUUGAACUGCUGAACAAACUGCCAUCUGCGACUGAGGGAAUGUUGAACACACCAAGAGAGGAUAUUUUGAUUGCAGGCGGAUAUGGAGGACCUUGGAGUGAACCUGGCGCAAGUACGGAAGUCUAUUCGUGGGAGAAAAAUGGUUGGUUUGAGGUGUCGCCAAUGAAUGACGACCAUGAAGGAGCUUCAUCAUUUAUCUAUAAAGAUCAGUUCUUUGUUGUCGGGGGAGCAGAUAGUAAGGCAAUAGAGACCCUGAAUCUCGAUGAAUUACCUUUGAAAUGGACAAAAUUUCUUGGGGAACUGCCUUAUCCGUGUGAUGAUCAACAAAUUGUUGUUUACCAGCACAGUGUCAUUCACAUUGGUGGAUUUCAAUAUGGCAAACGAUGGUCUAACGUCAUUAGUGAAUUGCAACUUACAUUGCCUUGCAGUAUGAAAGUGUUGUGUCAAAUGCCUCAACCGCGAGGACAUCAUUGCGCUGAGGUAUUUGAAGAUAAAGUGCUGAUUUUAGGAGGAUUUAAUUCUGUUAUGAUUACAAACAGUGUAUUGGAGUUUGAUCCAAGAAGGAAUGAAUGUAAAGAGAUGCCAAAAUUACCGUUUGCCUUGAGGAGAAUGGCGACAGUUCGCUGGAGGGAUGAAGUAGUCUUGCUUGGAGGUCGUGAUAAGGAUGACAAAGUUCUGAAUGAUGUUUUCAUGUACAACUCCAAGACAGGCAAGACCACAGCCUUACCAUCCAUGUUGGAGAAGAGAGAUGGAUGUUGCGCAGUUAUUACUGGAAAUACUAUUGUAGUGAUGGGAGGUAGGAAUGAGAAACGUCAAUAUCUCGGUUCAGUGGAGUGUUUUACAAUGGGAGGUUCUACAUGGGAGUAUCUUCCUGCCAUGAAUAAUGCCAGGUCCCGAGCAGUUGCUGAUGUUUUACCUUCCACACGAAAAUAUGUGUAAAUUGGACAUUGAGACAUGGUUCAACGUUGUUAGGUUGAGUAUAAGUUGUGUUUUUGUUUGCAAAUUGUCAGAAUUGAC
Paramuricea clavata is the source of this 1164-nucleotide messenger RNA. Lineage: Eukaryota; Metazoa; Cnidaria; Anthozoa; Malacalcyonacea; Plexauridae. The record is from the annotation of a GenBank genome assembly.